ACGUGGGAAUUUGCUGAUGUAACCAGAAGUAAACAAGAAGCGCGUGUCCCGAAAAUGGAGACUUUAAGUGAAUUUAAGGCCUUUCUGCAGAAGGAUUCUCGGUUGGAUCUGAAAGCUGUGGCCCUUGCGCAUAUUUUGAGUCUCAGUGGCAAUGUUGACAGCCGGGAAUUGCUCUCCAAAUCUCCGGAUAUUCUAGGCUUGAUUCUGGAUUUGACAACAGACCCAACAGCAGCAAUCAGCAAAGAUGCCACCUUCACACUUGUGAACAUUUCAUCGGAAGAAAUUGGAGCAAAAACCCUUCUAAAAGAGUGUCCGGGGCUUCUUGAGAGGCUCUUCAGUGCAAUAUUCGACGAGAAGAACACAUUAGCAGAUGCAUGGUGCAUGAUCUUGUGCAAUAUGUCUCGCCAGGAAGCGCUCGUGGAGGAAAUCCUGCAAGAAUUCGACAAGGAUGUUGAGAAGAUGAACAGACUGGUAAUUUGUUUCACCAGAAAGGGCUUCAACAAAUCCGGAUGCAAUCUUCACUACAUCGGUCCGGCUUUCAGCAACUUUUCCCAGUGUUCCAAGGGAAGAGAAUUGCUGUGCGACAGAGAAAAGAUGUUCUUCCAGAGGAUUAUGCCCUUCGUGGAGUUCAAGGAUAGCGUGAUUCGUCGAGGAGGUGCUGUUGGGUUCCUGAAGAACAUCUGCUUCGACUCCACGCGGCACGACUGGCUGCUGAGUGAGGAGGUGAACGUCUUGCCAUACAUUCUGCUGCCACUCGCUGGACCGGAGGAGUUCGACGAGGAGGACAACGACAAGUUGCCCAUCGAGCUGCAAUACUUGAGCGCGGAUAAGGAGCGCGAGGACGAUCCGGAUAUCAGGAAGAUGCUGCUGGAGUGUCUGUUGCAGUUGUGCGCCACUCGCAAGGGGCGCGAAUUCCUGCGGCAGAAGGGCACUUAUGAGAUCCUGCGCGAGCUGCACAAGUGGGAAGUGAAGCAGGGCGACGAGAGUAGGCAAACAGUGCUUGCGUGCGAGAACGUCGUCGAUGUGCUGAUAAGGACGGAAGAUGAGAUCGGUGAGGAUAAUUUGAAGCACGUGGAAAUACCUGAAGAGGUGAACAAGCAGCUGGAGAAGUUGGAUGUGCUCAAUGAUGAGAAUGUGCCACAAUGA
Phlebotomus argentipes is the source of this 1146-nucleotide messenger RNA. RefSeq names its product protein HGH1 homolog. The transcript has 3 exons. Bases 55 to 1146 code for a protein of 363 amino acids. The record is from RefSeq and is a predicted model, not a curated record. Lineage: Eukaryota; Metazoa; Arthropoda; Insecta; Diptera; Psychodidae.